UUUCUUCUUCUUCCAUUCCACACGUUCAUUCAUUAUCAGCUGGUUGCGAGUCCAAACGCGGCGUUCGGCGUUUUAUAUAUUAGAAAAUUUAACCGUUAUACAUAGGCUAGAAAUAGUAACCACCACGUGCGGCAAUGUCCCGAGGACCAAAACGUAACGUUGCCUACAUCAAACCGGACGAGCCGGACUUCCUGAAGCGGAUGAAGGCGCAGAUUGGCUACAAGGAAGGGCCGACCGUCGACGAAAAGCGUCAGAAGAUUCAAAACCUCUCGGAUUCGGAAGACGACGAUCGGGAUGAGCGAGACGAUGAGAAGCCGCAAGUGGUGGUCCUGAAGGAGGGUGAUCUUACCGCCGAGGAGGCGGCCGUGGCUAAAAAAGAGGAAGACGAAAAACCGGCUGAUCUCAACCAGAAGAUUGUUUUCAAAUCGAAAAAGCCCAAAACGGGCAGCAGCGUUGAUGACGUCCAGGUUCUAGAUCGAAAAGCUAAGAAGAAAAAACAGAAAGAAGCUCAGAAUAAGCUUUCGUUUGGUGACGAUGAAGAAGAGGAGGAAGAUUGAGCGCAGCAUCCAGAAGAGUACUGUAAGAUAAAUUAGUGUAUUGUGUAAGUCCUGUGGUAUCAGAGUGUAACAGAUAGUACUCAGUUAAGUAAUAAUUGUUUUCAAUAUUAAUUAUCGAUAAAUAUUAAACGUGUCAAUAAAGCUCAUUUAAUGGA
Messenger RNA from Aedes aegypti (yellow fever mosquito), 712 nucleotides. RefSeq lists its product as uncharacterized. NCBI's taxonomy places the organism in Eukaryota, Metazoa, Arthropoda, Insecta, Diptera, Culicidae. The record is from RefSeq and is a predicted model, not a curated record. The transcript is spliced from 3 exons. The coding region runs from base 135 to 557 and encodes 140 amino acids.